UUAAAUUUUCUAAUUAAUUACUAUUAUUUUCUUUAAUAAUAGAUAAAACUUUGGAGGGUAAACUCACUUGAAUUGUUAUCUGACGUUGUUUAUUUAGAUAAAUCAAGGAAUCAACUUUUUUUAUUGAGCGCUAGAUGUCGCCAGUAGAUAACCAAUCAAGAAGUUCUCAAAGUAAAACUUGAUUGAUAAGGUCACUUAGACUUUCCUUAUGAUAUCAUCAAAAAAGAUAAAUGUAUAAUAUAUAACAUACCGGUAAAGUUUGUUUUUGCUUUCUGUUGCCGUUUUUAAAUUCAAUAAAAAUGGACUCUCAAGUUAUAGUUAUUGGGGCUGGAUUAAGCGGCUUGAGCGCUGCUAAGUGGCUCAGCGAAUCAGGAGUCAGCGUUACUGUCCUAGAAGCUCGAGAUCGCGUUGGAGGACGUACAUUCACAGAAUUUAAUCCUAAGGUGGACUAUGUUGAUCUUGGAGCCGCUUAUGUUGGACCAAGUCAGAAUCGCCUGCUUCGAAUGGCAGAAGAAUUCGGGAUAGAAAAUUAUAAAGUACACGAAAAAGAAAAUUUAGUUCAUUACAAUAACAUUCCUGCUAAUGCUCCAUGGAAUGCACCGAAAGCAGAUGAAUGGGAUACAAUGACAUUCAAAGAGUGGCUUGGUCGAAGGGAGCGACUCAAUUUUUCAACAAUGUUAUGACUGCAUUUAUCACUUCAGAACAUUACGAUGCUUCAUUGUUAGGUUUUAUAUGGUACAUUAAACAAUGCGGAGGUUGCAAGAGGAUCUUUUCAACAACAAAUGGCGGACAGAUGCUGUUAUAACGGGAAGCCCAGUUGCUGGGAUAGAUCAAAGUUCAAAAGACACUGUUAUUGUGAAGACGAUGAAUGGGAAAGAAUAUAAGGGUAUUGUGGAUCAUUUUUAGUAGAAGGUGGAAAUGAUUUUCCAGUUUGCUUCACGUUGGACGAUACAAAACCAGACGGUGGUUAUCCCGCUAUAUAGGGUUUGUUUGCUCAGAUAAACUUCGUUAUCUGUGUCAACU
Messenger RNA from Parasteatoda tepidariorum (common house spider), 1023 nucleotides. Its product is annotated as amine oxidase [flavin-containing] B. The record is from RefSeq and is a predicted model, not a curated record. Gene Ontology annotation, molecular function: primary methylamine oxidase activity; flavin adenine dinucleotide binding. Gene Ontology annotation, cellular component: mitochondrion. NCBI's taxonomy places the organism in Eukaryota, Metazoa, Arthropoda, Arachnida, Araneae, Theridiidae.